Molecule: messenger RNA, 8153 nt
Organism: Sus scrofa (pig)
Lineage: Eukaryota; Metazoa; Chordata; Mammalia; Artiodactyla; Suidae
Source: RefSeq, a predicted model, not a curated record
GUCGGCUUAGCUGGCGGACCGCGGCGGCGGCAUGGCGGGCCGGCGGGUGAACGUGAACGUGGGCGUCCUGGGCCACAUUGACAGCGGCAAGACCGCGCUGGCGCGAGCGCUCAGCACAACAGCCUCCACCGCGGCCUUCGACAAGCAGCCGCAGAGCCGCGAGCGCGGCAUCACGCUCGACCUGGGCUUCUCGUGCUUCUCGGUGCCACUGCCCGAGCGCCUGAGGCCGGCGCCGCCGGGGACCGAGCCCGAGUCCGGGGCCGAGCUGCAGAUCACGCUGGUCGACUGCCCCGGGCACGCCUCCCUCAUCCGGACCAUCAUCGGCGGGGCCCAGAUCAUUGAUUUGAUGAUGCUGGUCAUCGACGUGACCAAAGGGAUGCAGACCCAGUCAGCCGAGUGCCUCGUGAUUGGACAGAUUGCCUGCCAAAAGCUGGUCGUGGUGCUGAAUAAGACAGACCUCCUCCCUGAAGGGAAGAGACAGGCGGCGAUUGAGAAGAUGACCAGGAAGAUGCAGAAGACCCUUGAGAACACCAAGUUCCGAGGCGCACCCAUCAUACCUGUGGCGGCCAGGCCUGGGGGACCGGAGGCCCCCGAAACAGAAGCUCCGCAGGGCAUCCCCGAGCUCAUCGAGCUCCUAACGUCCCAGAUUUCCAUCCCAGCGAGGGACCCCUCGGGCCCAUUCCUGAUGUCUGUGGACCACUGCUUCUCCAUCAAAGGCCAAGGCACAGUGAUGACAGGGACCGUCCUCUCAGGCUCUGUCAGCCUCGGCGACAGCGUGGAGAUCCCAGCCCUCAAGGUGGUGAGGAAGGUGAAGUCCAUGCAAAUGUUCCACACACCUGUUACCUCUGCUGUGCAAGGGGACCGGCUGGGCAUCUGCGUCACCCAGUUCGACCCCAAGCUGCUAGAGCGCGGCCUGGUGUGCGCCCCCGAGUCCCUGCACACUGUCCACGCAGCUGUCAUCUCCGUGGAGAAGAUCCCAUAUUUCCGGGGACCCCUACAGACCAAGGCCAAGUUCCACAUCACAGUGGGCCAUGAGACGGUCAUGGGCCGAGUAAUGUUCUUCAGCCCCGCCCCUGACAGUUUUGACCACAAGCCAGUGCUGGACUCCUUCGACUUCUCCCAAGAAUACCUCUUCCAGGAACAGUAUCUGUGCCCAAGCUCAGCACCAGCCGCCACAGACACCACGGACAGCGGUGGAGAUGACAAGAAGGCGGGCCAGGCCUCCGAAGGCCACUGCCCACGGCAGCAGUGGGCCCUUGUGGAGUUUGAGAAGCCCGUCACCUGCCCUCGGCUGUGCCUGGUGAUUGGCUCCAGGCUGGACGCAGACAUCCACGCCAACACCUGCCGCCUGGCCUUCCAUGGUGUCCUGCUGCACGGGCUAGAGGACAAGAACUAUGCUGAAAGCUGCCUGCCCAAGCUGAGGGUGUACAAGCUGAAGCAUAAGCAUGGCGUCGUGGAGCGGGUGAUGGACGACUACAGUGUGAUCGGCCGUUCCCUGUUCAAAAAGGAGACCAACAUCCAGCUCUUCGUGGGGCUCAAGGUGCACUUGUCCACUGGGGAGCUGGGGGUCAUCGACAGUGCCUUUGGUCAGAGCGGCAAGUUCAAGGUCCACAUUCCUGAGUUCUUUUUCCUGCCGUGGGCAAUGUGGAGGGGAAGACCUGCCGCUGACAUUCAAGUGUGUUUUUGAAAAAUAUCAGAACACAGAGCUUUGCGUGCAUCUCAUCUCAACCAUGGAAGAAGAAGUUUUUACAAAGAAAAGAGAGAGAAGAAACCAAGUGAAAAUAUUCAUGAUGGGAACACGGGAGACUCUUUUCCCUUGUAUUUUUCUUUAACAUGCGGAUUUAGCCGAAUGAGCCCAUGCAGGCAGGAAGCCCUUCUGCCAAGACAUCAUUCACACCUCUGGGCCAAAGGUAUGAGAACCCCCCACCUCAGACCCAGGGCCUGUCCUCGCCCCUUGGUCCCCAGGCAGGUUGGCUGUGUCACUGGCAGCAGCCCCCUCACCCCUCAGACCACCACCAUCCAAGAGCCUGGGAGGGAGCCAAGGAAUGGGAGCUUCUCUGAGCCCCACUUCUAGUGGGCCCCCCCUUUACUCAUCCCAAGGACAGCUGGCCGGUGUUGGGCCUCUGCCCCACAUCCAGCGCCACGCAAGGAAGGCAGGUGCUAGGCAGCUUGGAGGGAGGCGAGGGGACUCGGUAAGAGGCUGAGGGUGGGCUGGCCCUGAGCACUCCAGGCGGGGGGGCCACUGCGGGUGUUCGGGCAGAGGAGGCCAGGAUCUGAGGACAGUAAUAGUGCUGGGGUCCAGGGGGCUGCUCACUGCAUGUGGCUCCCCAAGAGCUGCCAGCAGACUCGGAGAGCAGGUUGAGGCACUGCUCAGGCUGCCUGCUGGCCCAGUGGCCUUCUCCCCCAUGGAGGCCCUAAGCUGGCUUUGUCAGGGCAGCGACCAUGGAGUGAGGUGGACCCUUCCAGGGUGGUCGCUGGCAUCUCGCUGGGUUCUGUCCCCAACCAGUCAGGAGGUUCCAGCUCAGAUGGAAGAAAAGAGGGUUGGAGAGAGAGGUGAGGGGUGAAAGUUGAGGUUUUAGAAAGUCCCUAUAAAAUGAAAACAAACCAUCCAUCUCCCUCGCUGGCGUCUCACCCGGCAGUGGCCUCUAUGGGUCUUGCCCCCAUAUCUGUGGGGGGCAGCCCUGAACCCUAGUCCAGACCAGCUUGCCACUGACAGCCCACACCGCCUCUCCCAGACACCAUCCUGAUGGAGGGGCACCUUUCCCUACACAGGGAGCACUUGGGAUGUCUUUUCUCCAAAAGAAUGGCCAACCUCCUCCUCCGUUGGCCACUGAAGCAUUUCAAAGCAAUUGUAAAAAUUAUAUGAACCCCAUCGAAGAACUGUUACAACAAUGUUUAUAUCCAGAAUUUGAAGCAAAGACAAUGAUAUUAUAAAUAAUUGUAGAUGAUGAAGAUAGGCAAGAAAAAAUAACAUCAUUAAAAGAAUUUUACAAGACGGACCGUUCACAAAGAUGGAUGGAGUAACACAAUACGUUAAAAAUAUCUGCAAUUAACAUAAACACGGCACAGCGGACAAAAACCAUCUGCCGGCUGGCCUCACCCUGGGCACGGUCCCCAGUCAUCUGCGUGGGCGGUGCCAGGGGCUUUGCUGUGGCCACUGUGAGAGGGGUCCACCCCGGAAGAGGCCACUGUGGGUGUGUGCCCAGUGGGUCUGGAACCUCUUUAGAGGAACCAGAGGCCAAGGAUGCACCCUCUUUCCCUUCCCUGACCCAGGUGAGGUUGGCCCAUCUGUGCCUCAUAGCACCCACUUCUCCCUCACGGCUCUUGGAUGCUGCCUUGGUUCCCCAGGUGUCCCCAAGCCACGUGUGCUGCGAUAGCACCGAGGGCCAUGCACCCCAGCCCAGACAGCUCUCGUGACAGCUGGGCAUGACCAUCCCCAGCGGACAGACUGCCCGCACACACUGGGUCCCUGCACCUCUUCACCUCUAACCAGUGUUUGAUUUCCUAAAAAAAAAAGUAAAGAUUGUUUUUAACCCUGGAAAACGUUGGCGACACAGAACAGAGUAGACACUAUGAAACCAGCAAGAUCAAACAAACGUGACCGUACUGCCACGUGCCUCAAACCUCCCUCCUUUAAGAGAUCCGAGUCUACACACAAAGCAAAAACCCCCCUUCCCCCUACUGUCCCACAGGUGACACCCGCUCCGUGGGGCUGUGGCCUCAUGCUAUGUGCGUCCACAUCACAGGUCUGGAGUGUGUGAGGAUGGGCUGAGCAGGAUCUGGGCACCUGCAUGCUCCUGCCCCGUUGGCCCUCCCCUGCCUGAGUGCUCAUUACUGGUGUUGGAAAGGAAGUGCUGACCCCCGGAAACUGGCCCCUGGGCUGGGCCUUGCCCCAGGCAGUGGGUGAUUUCUCGAGGCAGGGUAGGCAGCUCAGGACUGUGGGAACCUCAGAGGAGCCACCUGUGCCUAGCUCUGGAGCCCGAGUAUGGCUCCUUCACAUGCUGCUCACGCCCCAUGCUGUGCCCUCAGCUCCAGCUGGGGGCUCAGGCAGGAGCAGUCGCUGGGCCCCUGCCCUAGGGGGCUCCACACCUCCAGUCAGGUGGGUGCUAGGAAGGAAGUGGGUAGGUAACAGGGAAGCACGGCUUCUUGGGGUCUGGAGAAACCUGGAGCACUUUUGAGGAAGCAGCACCACAGCCAAACCAGGCCCAUGAUUCAGAGUUUACUAGGGUGUCCCAGAGGGGCAUGUACAAAGGCCCUGUGGUGGGCCUGGAGCAUGGCUGGGCACUGGGAAAGGUUGGUAGGGCCUUUGCCCAAGACCUUGGGACAGGAGAAGCCACUAGAGCCAGGCCUGAGCUUGUGUCUCUGAGGCCACUGCCUGGGUCACCUUAGGCAAGGUCCUUGCAUCUCAGUUUCUUCUUCUGAAACAGGGUCCUAACACCCACCCUCCAUGAGGAGCCACCCUGGCAGUCUUUGGCCUCCUGGUAGACCCUCAGACUGUCAGAUGAGAGACACGAGAGGGUGUCCCAACACCCGGACCUUGGGGUGACCUUCCUGGGAAAGGGGGCUGCAGCUUCCCCACCACAAAGUCCACCGAGGACCUGGGCCUUACCUACCCAGGAGCACAUGGCGUGGGAGGAGGGUGCGAGCCAGAGUUGAGGUGAUGGCCGGCUGAUUCUGGCUCAGGGUCCUCUCUCCAGGCCCACCUGAGAGCCCCAGGCCCACCUGAGAGCCCUGGGCCAGGAGGUGCUGCAAGAGCUGAACGUCUCUACAGGUGUGCCCGAGCCUUUGUGUCAAGUGUGCGUCCAUGUGUGUCUGUGCCCAUGAGCUUGUGCCUGUGGGUGUGUCCUGUGCCCAUGAGUGUGUGUCUGUGGAUGUGAGGGGGUGUGUUUUGUUCCAUUGAAUCUGUGCCCAUGAAUAUCUGUGCCCGUGAGUGUGUGGUGAGUGUGUACCUGUGCCCAUAAGUAUGUGGUGUCUGUGCCCUUGAGUGUGCUUGUGUGUGUGUUUUUUUCACAGAAGGGAGGUGAGUGAGAGGCCAGCUUCCUGACAGGGCAGUUGUAAAACAUUCAUAAAACUUUUAUGGGACUUGCCACCCUUCCAGAUAAAUAUUUUUCGAUUUUACGGGCUUGUUUUAGGGCCCUAAGCUUAAUCAUGGCUUUGUAGCUGCCUUUAAAAAAAUUUAAAUAUUGUUUUGGCAAAGGGAGCCCCCUCCCCCACCCCCCAAAGCAGCCGCUCUCCAAGCUCAUAAAUUCCUGCCGCUCUCAACUCUUGCCCUUUCUCCCUCUGGAUCCUCAUAACCGCACUAUGAUGAACCUGAGGAAGAGAAAAGAGGGAGAAAGAAGGAAAAUAACUCCUGUUUCCCACUGCCUGCCCCCUGUCUAGUGCUGGAGGGCCGGGAUCCAGCUCACGGUGUCCACAGAGGGAAGCUGGCUCGGAUCCACCGGGUGCCUGCCGCCUCCCAAGAGCCGGGCUUGCUUUCUGCCACAUGGGGCCCUCUGGUGCUCCAGGAUGGCAACCCCCACCUUCACGUGGACCAGCACUUUGCUGCACCUCCUUCCAGACCCAUCCUCCCCCUUUCUGUAUCAGUAAGGAGUCUGUCCCCAAAGACAGAUGGUGCCCAACAGCCAUGUCCCCACACCUAGAGCAGGGCCCGGGCCACAGGUGCUCAGUGUGCUAUAAGGCCUGCUGCUGGACACCCCCAGCAGUGGUGCUGCUGUAAUAGGUGGUUUAUACUGUGUAGACCUUGCUUCAUGCUGGACACUCUUCUGAGUGCUUUGUGUCAUGUGGACCCACAAGGAACUUACAACAACCCUGAGAAGUGAGUUCUGCUCCCCUGGGUUUUGGAUGAACUCACUGUGGCACAGAGAGGCAGAUGUCUUAUGUGAAGCCACACAGCUGAUCUGAGCCCAAGCCAGAGUCUGGCCCCUGGCCAUUUGUGCACUCCAGGCUCUUGACUAUUCCUUUUCAUUCCUGGGGGCACAGCCAGCCCUUGAGCCAGGCCUCAGCUAGAGGUAUUGGGGAGGGGGGAGGUUCAGGUCGCCAACUCAGGUGCCUUCAGGGCCGGGCAGGUGACAAAAUGAGGAGUGCCAAUGGGCCUGCGCAGGCCACACAGGAGCCACCACAGCCCCUCCCCACUUGCUGGAGGUGGGAAUGUGAGGAUCCAUCCUCUGGCUUUUCAAGACAAAGUAGAAAUGCCAAAUUGCAUGUCAGGCAUCCUGAGUUUGAAGGUGGGUAAGCCACAAAGUAUUUCAGAAAUGCCCUUGAGGCUGGUCAGUCUCCCAAGCUGGCAUCUUUCUUUUGCCUCUGAUGAGAGUGAGGCCCAGGACACCUCUUUCUGUGAGCACAGAGAAGCCACCACUAGGCCUAGCUAGAAUGGAGGCCUUCUUGGCGAAGGCAGCACUGAGCUUGGCCUUGAUGGGCUCAGAGGAGACAGCCUGGAGAGGGAGUUCUAGGCAGAAGGAGCUGGGGCUCUGCUCAGGAGGGGGCAUUCCUGCUGCCCAAAGCAGGGGCUGAGGGACACACUGGGUGGGGAGCAGGAUGCCUGGACACCUGAAGGGGAGCCUCUGAGAGCCCCAGAGCUGACCUGAGGCUGCCCGGCAGUGAGAAGCAGAGCACGCCCCUGACCAGACUGGGGACCAUACCUGGGCCCACCUGGCAGGUAGUUCAAGGGUGAGGAGCAAGGCCCCAGUUGUGCCCCAAGCUUGGCCUCUGCAGACUCCGUGUGCCCAGGCUGGCCAGUCAGGGUCUGCCUUGUCCUCCCCAGCCCCAAGGACACACACAGGGACCACAUGUGUGGCAGACACAUCCAUGUGCUUGCAGCAGCACAUGGCACUCACUCCUCGGUAUGGCACAUGAGCACCUGACAUUUAAGGCUGCACAUACUUUACUUGAAAGCAGGGGGGGGAAGGCUUGUUUCAGGCCUAGGAAGGAAGAGCACAUCUGUGGAGCCUCCGCGCCGUGCUGAGGACCUCCCACUGCCUCGGGGAGGUGGGGGCUGCUCCCUGCUGGGCAGGGCUUGUGUGGCCCACUUCACAGACAUGGACACCAGGCUCCCAGCACUCUCCCCAGGCCCUCAGCAGAGCCAGAGCUUCUAAGCCAGCAAACCAUCCAUGGCUGGCUGAGGCGCGAGGCCAGCCAUCCAAGUAUGCAUGGGCUGUGAUCCCCGGAUGCAAACCCAACAUGUCACCCUGGCACAGAGACACCCACCAGUCCACUGGUGGUGUCCCUGCCCAGUCCCCACCUGGGCCCAGGCUCCCAAGGGCAGAGACAUUUUGUUGGAAGUGCUCUGAGUUGAGGCCUGUGCCCUCCCCAGACAGAGGGACAGGCUCCCACAUUUAAUACAGCCACCACCUCCCAGCCAUGAUGAGAGAUCUGGGCCACAGACAGAUUAAAUCCCACCCAGGAUAGAGCCUCAGAUGGCAUUUUGGAAGGAGGACACACACCAGUGGGUGAGGGUCCAUGCCAGGCCCUCAGCAGCUGUUAGGGCGGGUUCGGAACCAGGGUGGGUACACCGGCCCCAUGGGCAUGCAGAGAGCCCAGGGCAGGGAGAGGGCCAGGUUGUGCGGGGAAUGAGGCCAUGACGCUGCUUACAGCACCUGCUCAGUGCCAGGCCCUACGCUGGGUGCUGGGGAACUGCCGUCACAUGGGCAUGAGGGCUGCUGCAGAGGGAGCCAGCCCGGGCCUGGUACCUGGCUGCCACGUGGCAGACAGCUGUCAGAUGCUGUGGGGGUGCAUUAAGAGUCCAGCCAGCUUCAGGAGAUGUGGGGUGGCUCUGCCCCACACACCUGCCUCUCCUGGGCCUGCCUCUGCAGGCGUGCAUGUACACACAGAACCGUGUGUGUAAAUGUGAACUUGGUGGGGACAGCCCUCACCAGUCAGGGAGGGGUAAACUGUCAGAGCCUGCUGCUGUCAAAUUGGGAGUAUGGAGGGACCAGAGGCUCAGCCUGUCCUCCCCAUCAGCCAGAGAGGCCCGCCAGCACCGGCGCCUGCCCGCCGCCUCGCCUCUGCUCCACACGCAGGGCUGAUACAGUAAUCAGGAGGCCACACAUGGACCUGGGAGGUGACUGUUGCCUGGGCUUUUGUUCCCCUUCAUUAUUCUGCAUGAGGGUUUUUUUCCCCGAGUCAUAAAAAUGACAUUUUUAAUAUGUGAUUUUUUU